Molecule: messenger RNA, 975 nt
Organism: Suillus subalutaceus
Lineage: Eukaryota; Fungi; Basidiomycota; Agaricomycetes; Boletales; Suillaceae
Product: carbohydrate esterase family 16 protein
Exons: 5
Coding region: 1-975 (324 amino acids)
Molecular function (GO): hydrolase activity, acting on ester bonds
Source: RefSeq, a predicted model, not a curated record
AUGGCGUUCCUACAGGGUGUGAAGCUCGUGUUUGCAUUAUUGGCACUCGCCACCCCAUCCUGGGCAGUUGGUGUCGCGCCUGGUCAGAUCAAAAACUUUGUCACUUUUGGUGACUCCUACACCGAUUCCUCGUACUACCCCACCGCUGACGGAGGCUAUGCCUGGCCAACAUGGGCGGCGAUGUAUGGUGACCUUAAUCUCUAUGGAUUUGCUCGUUCCGGUUGCAACAUGCUCGAACCUGCUUACCUACAGACCCUACCCUCCGAUCAUGGUGACCGCCUAGGUUGGCAAAUCCCUGCUUACCUGAAUGAGACGAAUAAUGGCACGCUGGAAUUGAACCCGGACGAAACGAUAUACACCAUCUGGAUUGGAACCAAUGAUCUGGGUGCCAACGCGCUGAUUACCGGAAGCGAUGCCCCCACCACGUCAAUUGUUGAGGUCAGGCAAUGCGCCAUCGACGUCCUGAAGACCUUGUACGAGAGCGGUGCUAGGAACUUCAUCAUGCAGAAUAUCCUUCCCCUUGACCUGACAAUCUUAUACUCUAACUACUCGUACCCCAACACGUAUUGGAACAUGGAACGCAAUACAACUGGAUGGAACGUGUAUAUGACGGAGCUGGUGCGUGCAGGGAAUGAAAUCACAUCCCUGAUGCUCGACGCGCUUGUGCCCACGCUCCCUGAUGCUCAUAUUGCAUCUUUUGACUCCUACGGGCUUUUCACCGAUAUGUAUAACAACCCUGAGAACUACUUUAAUGGCACUGCGCCAUACAACGUAACGGGCUGCAUACAUUCAUGUGUGUACACCGUGGACAGCACAGCAGAACCGGCUUGUACAAUCACCAAUGGUACUGACGCAGACAGUUUCCUAUGGUACGACGAACUUCACCCAUCGCAGCAAUCCGAUAGAAUUGUGGCUAGGGAGAUAACCGCAGUGAUGCAAGGAGAGUACAACCAGUGGACGACAUGGUUGAGCUGA